AUGGCUUCCGCUACUGUUGUUUCGAAGCCCCUCCCCACCCUCCCCGAGGGCUGGUCGGCAGAGAAGGACUUCAAGCCCAUUGCUUCCGUCACCACUUCCACCAAGCGCACCAUUGAGCCUGUUGGCCCUCACUUCCUGGCCCACGCCCGUCGUGCCCGCCACAAGCGCACCUUUUCCGAGGACGACCGCAUCGAGGCCCAGAAUGCCGCCAAGAAGAUUGAGAAGGACGACGACAGUGAUGACAGCGAGCCCGAGGACCCCAUGAUGCUCCAGCGGGAGGCCAAGGACUGGAAGUCGCAAGAUCACUACGAGGUUCUGGGUAUAACCAAGUACCGAUGGAAGGCCACCGAGGACCAGAUCAAGCGUGCCCACCGCAAGAAGGUCCUCAAGCACCACCCCGACAAGAAGGCUGCCUCGGGUGCCACCGAGGACGACAACUUCUUCAAGUGCAUCCAAAAGGCCACCGAUGUCCUGCUCGACCCCGUCAAGCGUCGCCAGUUCGACUCGGUCGACGAAAAGGCCGAUGUUGAGCCCCCGAGCAAGAAGGAGGCCCAGAAGAACUUUUACAAGACCUGGGGCCGAGUCUUCAAGUCCGAGUCCCGCUUCAGCAAGAUCCAGCCCGUGCCCCAGCUCGGCGGCGAGAACUCCACCAAGGAGGAGGUUGACGUUUUCUACAACUUUUGGUACAACUUUGACAGCUGGAGGUCCUUUGAGUACCUUGACGAGGAUGUGCCCGAUGACAAUGAGAACCGUGACCAGAAGCGUCACAUGGAGCGCAAGAACAUGAACGCCCGCAAGAAGAAGAAGGCCGAGGACAAUGCCCGUCUCCGCAAGCUGGUCGAUGACUGCCUGGCUGGUGACGAGCGUAUCAAGCGCUUCAAGCAGGAGGCCCACGCCGCCAAGAACAAGAAGAAGUUUGAGCGCGAGGAGGCCGAGCGCAAGGCCAAGGAGGAGGCCCGUCUCAAGAAGGAGGCUGAGGAGAAGGCCGCCAAGGAGGCCGAGGAAAAGGCAAAGACGGACCGCGAGGCCUCGAAGAAGGCCAAGGAGGCUGCCAAGACCGCCGUCAAGAAGAACAAGCGUAUCCUCAAGGGCAGUGUCAAGGACGCCAACUACUUUGCUGGCAGCGGUGACGCCAGCGCCGCCCAGAUCGACUCGGUUCUGGGUGACGUUGACAUUAUCCAGGGCAAGAUUGAUCCUGAUGAGAUUGCUGCUCUUGCUGGCAAGCUCAACGGUCUCAAGGUUGCCGACGAGAUCAAGAGCGUCUGGGCCGAGGAGACCAAGAGACUCGUCGACGCCGGCAAGCUCAAGGAUGGUGAGGUCAAGACCCUGGCUUAA
Molecule: messenger RNA, 1335 nt
Organism: Pestalotiopsis fici W106-1
Lineage: Eukaryota; Fungi; Ascomycota; Sordariomycetes; Amphisphaeriales; Sporocadaceae
Exons: 2
Coding region: 1-1335 (444 amino acids)
Biological process (GO): regulation of translational fidelity; 'de novo' cotranslational protein folding
Cellular component (GO): cytosol
Molecular function (GO): Hsp70 protein binding; ribosome binding
Source: RefSeq, a predicted model, not a curated record